Messenger RNA from Leptopilina heterotoma, 972 nucleotides. RefSeq lists its product as uncharacterized. The transcript is spliced from 2 exons. Gene Ontology annotation, molecular function: DNA helicase activity. The record is from RefSeq and is a predicted model, not a curated record. NCBI's taxonomy places the organism in Eukaryota, Metazoa, Arthropoda, Insecta, Hymenoptera, Figitidae. Gene Ontology annotation, biological process: DNA repair; telomere maintenance. The coding region runs from base 1 to 972 and encodes 323 amino acids.
AUGUUUUUAUUUGGGAUGAAGCACCAAUGGCUUCUUGGUGGUGAUUUCAGACAACUCCUUCCUGUAAAGGAAAAUGGUACUCGAGCUGAAUGUUUAAAUUUGUCAAUAAAAUUUAGUUCUUUGUGGAAACACUUUGAAAAAUUUACUUUAUCACAAAACAUGAGAACUUUACCUCAAGAAAUUGAAUUUUCUGAAUUUUUACUUAAUGUAGGCAAUGGUUUGUUAAACGACUCUGAAGACUGUAUUCAAAUUCCUAAUCAAUGUAUUGCACCCACAGAAACAGAUAUAGUUAUAGAUACAUUUGGUGACCUUUUACAACGAAAUGAAUAUAAACUAGCUACAAAAUGUGCAAUUCUAUCUGCAAGAAACAUUGAUGUACAAGAAUUAAACAUAAAAGUAGUAGAGUUAUUAGAUGCAACAACCGAAAAAAUAUAUACUAGCGUCGAUAGUACAGAAAAUUGUAAUGAUAACGGUGCUAUUACAGAAGCUUUAUUACCAGAAUACUUAAAUACUUUGUCACCUACUUCUCUUCCGCCUCAUGAAUUAUGUUUAAGAAAAUAUUCUAUAAUUAUGCUUAUUCGUAAUCUAAGUAUCAAUGAAGGACUUUGCAAUGGAACACGAUUGUUAAUUUUAGAUUUAGGAAAACAUUUACUUAAAUGUGAAAUAUUAACAGGUGACAAAUCAGGAGAAGUAGUGUUUUUAAAUCGCAUUACACUUUAUUGCGAAAAUGAAUAUCCUUUUUCGUUUAAAAGAAGACAAUUCCCAAUAAAAUUGGCAUUUGCAAUGACGAUAAAUAAAGCGCAAGGUCAAACAUUUGAAAAAAUUGCAGUAGAUUUAAGAAAAGAUGUUUUCACUCACGGUCAAGGAUAUGUAGCAUAUUCACGUGUUAAAUCAUGGGAAACUCUUAAAAUAUUUAUUGGCGACAGGCCUAAUAAAAUAAAAAAUUUCGUUUAUACAGAACUAUUUGAAUGA